This is a messenger RNA of Pichia membranifaciens NRRL Y-2026, 1185 nucleotides long. RefSeq lists its product as hypothetical. Lineage: Eukaryota; Fungi; Ascomycota; Pichiomycetes; Pichiales; Pichiaceae. The record is from RefSeq and is a predicted model, not a curated record. Gene Ontology annotation, cellular component: phagophore assembly site. Gene Ontology annotation, biological process: autophagosome assembly; autophagy. The transcript has a single exon. The coding region runs from base 1 to 1185 and encodes 394 amino acids.
AUGAGCCAGUUGCCCGGGCCAACGCCGGUUUCCUCUUCUUCUGCCUCCUCAUCCUCAUCCUCAUCCUCAUCCUCCUCGUCACCCUUCCCCACCACGUCGUCGCCUCCGUCGCCGUUCAAGCUCAAGGCCGUGCUUGCAGACACGUCCCUUUGCGACUACCUCAACGGGGUGCUCAACACCAUCCUCUUUGUGCGUCUGUUGGGCCUUCUGGAGCCUCUCGAGAACGUGCCUCUCUCACAGCACUCGUUCCAGAACACCGUGUACCCGGUCAUCAGCGACACGUCGUCUCUGCGACAUCACUCUGGCGACGACGACUACCUUUUGAAUAGGUCCCCGCGUGAGUGGGUUGCCUCCAAGGUGGAGGCGUUGGCCAAGUCCUACAGAGAGAAAACGCACAGCAAACGCAAGUCUCAACCCCCAACGCUAGCAGACCUCUACACAAAGGUCAUCAUCGUUCUCAGGUUGUACAACGCAGGCCACCAGCAUGCCACUGGCAAAAAUCAUACCGGCAACACAGCACCGGCGGGAAAGUGCUGGGAAGCAUGGAUAAUCGAUCUCGACGUGCUAGGCAACACAGAAACGACAGCCACUACAACACAUACUAAUAUUAAUAACACCCCGGUCGCACACACGAUUGACCGGACCACCACAGUGUCCACCACAGGCACCGCCGUCGCCUCCACGGGAAAGGAGAGGGCCAAAGACACAAUCAACCUCGAAACGCUGCUCCGCUUCAGCUCAAUGGACAGCGAAUCCCGGACCGAUGCCAUGCAGACGUCCUUCCGGUCGAACAUGUUCCACAUCAUCGAAUGCGCAGACUCCAACUGUGACAGCAUCCCUAGCGUGAGAACACAAUCAUUGAACCCCUUCCUGAUCAAAACAGAGUUCCAGAUCAAACCAAACAUGUACAGCAACAAUAAGAACGACAAUGAUACCAGUAAUAACUUGCCGGGAGAGCUAGAGUUGGACUUCAACUCUCUGAACAUCUCCUCGAUAACCGGCGACUCCGGCCUCAGCCACGAGAGCAUCGAAUACAUAAACACCACCGAAAACGGAGACGUGGUCAUUAGCAGCGGCAGCGGAAGUGGCAGCGGCUCAAAGUCCGACAAUGACACCUAUGCAAAUAAGGACAAGGAAGAUUUGUGGAAAAAUGGGUAUAACUUUUUUAAAAAAAUGUUAGAAUAA